Molecule: messenger RNA, 10057 nt
Organism: Pelodiscus sinensis (Chinese soft-shelled turtle)
Lineage: Eukaryota; Metazoa; Chordata; Testudines; Trionychidae
Gene: DGKE
Product: diacylglycerol kinase epsilon
Biological process (GO): phospholipase C-activating G protein-coupled receptor signaling pathway
Cellular component (GO): membrane
Molecular function (GO): ATP-dependent diacylglycerol kinase activity
Source: RefSeq, a predicted model, not a curated record
GAGAGGAUAGCUGGGGGUGAGAGAAACCCCAAGAGGAGCAAGUUGUUAGUGGGGGGGCACUCUUACACCAGGGGUUUCCUGUGAUGGGGAUUUAAAGCUAGACUUGAUGAAAAGGGGAGCUGGGUGAAGUAAACAAGGGCCAAAAAGGGUGGGGGUGUAGUAGUAGUUAGACCAGUCUUGGGCAAGGGGACCUGAAUGAAGGACAGGAGAGGUUAAUUCUCAUACCCCUUGUAGUGGGAGGGAGUUACUGGGAGAAUAAGACUUUACAUCAGGAAAAGUGAUGUAGGAGCAGGUGUCUCACAAGAAGGGUGCAUGUUCUGAUAGUAAUUGGUAUAUCAGGCCAGAAGGAGGAAGAGAGGUUUUCAGGAUAAUGCCAGGAUGGAAAGAAAAGCAGAGGUUAAUUACCCUACUCUUGUUAUAAUGAUAUCCAGUCUGAUGAGUUGAGUCAAGCUUCAGGGGGAAAGGGAGUAUAAUAAUAAGUUAAAGCAUGCAAUAAACAAUGGUUCCUAAACCCACCCACAGGAUCCUAGAAGUGAGACCCAAGUUAGCCCUACUUGUCUUGUUUAAUUUGACCAUUUAGACAGGGAAAGCUAAAAUCCAAAAGGGAUGGAAAGGGAGGAAAACAGCAGUCCCCCCACGGGAGUGUUUGCAGAGUGGAGUUUGGCCUUCUGGACUCUGUGCUCAGUGAUCUUGCCAGUACUGAUCACCUUGUGGUGCAGCAUCCAGCGAUCCCGGAGGCAGGUGCUGAGGCAGGACAUCUUCCACAAGAGCAAGCAUGAUUGGCACUACACAGACCUCUUUGGCCAGCCAACCUAUUGCUGUGUGUGUGCCCAGCACAUUCUGCAGGGAGCUUUUUGCAACUGCUGUGGGCUGUGUGUCAACGAAGAGUGUCUCAAGAAGGCUGACAAGCUUUUCCUCUGCAAGGAAAUUAUGAUGAGGAGUGAUGAAGUCCCCACCUCUAUGGCACAUCGCUGGAUCCGAGGCAACGUCCCACUGUGCAGCUAUUGUGUCAUAUGCAAGCAGCAGUGUGGCACCCAACCCAAGCUCUGUGACUACAGGUGUGUUUGGUGUCAGCACAUUGUACAUGAUGAAUGCAUGCAGAAUUCUUUAAAGAGCGAAAAGUGUAGUUUUGGAGAAUUUAGAAACUUAAUUGUUCCACCAUACUAUUUAUCCACCAUUAAUCAGAUGCGUAAAGAUAAAAGAAUUGACUAUGGAAAGUUGGCAUCCUCCUAUGGUAAACACUGGACCCCAAUAAUAAUCCUGGCUAAUACUCGUAGUGGAAACAACAUGGGUGAAACAUUGUUGGGAGAGUUUAAGAUUCUCUUAAACCCAGUUCAGGUUUUUGAUCUCAGCAAAAUUUCACCUUCCAAAGCACUCCAGCUUUGUACCUUGCUGCCUUAUAAUUCUGCAAGGGUACUUGUUUGUGGUGGGGAUGGCACAGUAGGCUGGGUCCUGGAUGCAAUUGAUGAAAUGAAGAUAAAGAGACAAGAACGGCAUAUUCCACAAGUUGCGAUCUUACCUCUCGGAACAGGUAAUGACCUGUCUAAUACUUUGGGCUGGGGUGCUGGUUAUGCUGGAGAAGUCCCAGCGGAACAAAUUUUACGCAAUGUAAUGGAGGCAGAUGGAAUUAAACUAGACAGAUGGAAGGUUCAGAUAAUAAACAAAGGAUACUACAAUUUAAGAAAGCUAAAGGUGUUCACAAUGAACAACUAUUUUUCUAUAGGACCUGAUGCUCUCAUGGCUCUCAACUUUCAUGCGCAUCGUGAGAAGACUCCCUCUCUGUUUUCCAGCAGAAUUAUUAAUAAGGCUGUUUAUUUUUUCUAUGGAACUAAAGAUUGUUUAGUACAGGAAUGUAAAGAUCUUAACAAAAAAGUUGAGCUAGAGCUGGAUGGUGAGAGAAUUGAGCUGCCGAAUUUGGAAGGCAUCAUCGUCCUGAAUAUCGGAUAUUGGGGAGGUGGCUGCAGAUUGUGGGAAGGAAUGGGGGAUGAGACUUAUCCCCUGGCAAGGUAUGAUGAUGGACUUCUGGAAGUUGCUGGGGUUUAUGGUUCUUUCCACUGUGCACAGAUUCAGGUGAAAUUAGCAAAUCCUGUUCGACUAGGACGGGCACACACUGUGAGGUUGAUUCUGAAGAAUUCAAAGAUGCCAAUGCAGGUGGAUGGAGAGCCAUGGGCACAGGGACCCUGCACUGUUACCAUAACUCAUAAGACACAUGCACUGAUGUUAUAUCACUCGGGUGAACAAACAGAUGAUGAUGUUUCCAGCAUGUCUGAGCAGGAACACACAAGGGAACAGACAGAUGAAGACGUAUAGAUUUUUUUUUAAAUAAUUUUACAUAAUAUAUUAAUUUUCAUUAACUUAGAACAUUUAAUAUCUAUUUAACUGUCUCAAUAACUAAACCUUUAUGCACUAAGGUAUAGACUUGUGAGUGGCGGAGAGGUGAAAAACAAAAGCCAUGCUUUCAAGUAUCAAUGUAAAAACCUCUGGGCUAAACUUUAGUAAAACACUUAGGUGUAUACUGUCAAAAUGAAAACCAUAACUUAAACUGAUUUUUUUUAAGCUAAAUGUUUUAGUAUGUCUUGAAUACUGUUUUCUCUUUUAAAUAAGUGAUGUGUCUUACUCAAUUCAACAAUAUACUGUGAGGUGCACUUAAAAGAGAUAUUGAAAUGAGACUUUGUAUAGCACAGCCAUCUUUUAAGACCUGUAUCACAAGAUUUGUUUUUUUGUUUGUUUUUGGUGACAGUUAGCAACCCUUUUAAAAACUGCUACAGAUAACUGAUCUUGUCUGAUGAUGAUCCCUUAUACAUAUAUGAUCUAAUUUAGUAAAAAUGUAUUAUCUGCUAAAACAAAUAGAGAACGGAAGUAAUGUUUACUUCCUGACAAGGUCAUGCAAGAUGAAGAAUAGUUUUGCAAGAGUUAUAACUUUAUCUCCCAUUUUAAAUUUAUGACCAGAAAAGAGCAUUAUUACAGACAUGUGAUACAAAAAUAUGGAAUAGAUGUAACAGUAGAUAUAAACAUCCUGUUUAGAUAACCAGCAAAAUUUCUUAAGAUGAAUAUUGAUGAGGUUAAAGCAUCUCAGGUUUAAAACUUCAUGGCCAACCCAGCCAAAAUCAGUAGUUGCUCUUCAGCUAUUUUAUUAGCAAGUAACUUAACCCUACAAAAGAAUUUGAAGCGGAGGAGUAAACCUGUCACUAAUCGUUCCAGUUCCAUGUACUGAAGAUUGCAAAAUAGUAACUGAAUGUAUAGUAGAUAUGUGCUGCAUACAUUAAACCCAGUGAGAAGCUAAGGAAAUAGUCUUGGUCUAAACGCUGAAUUUUGUUGUUGUUGUUGUUGUUUAACGUCUUUUGUCAUUUUAAGGCAGCAUCCUCAAAUAAUUUUCCUUUUGUUUUCUGUAUGCUAGUUUAAAGGGACACUUUCAAGUAGGGUAGUUUAUAUAUAAUUUUACAAAAUCUAAAAAAAGGCUCAGUGGAUUACCUAAUGUUAAUGAAAAUGUUUGGUUUUUAAACAGUUUAUUUAAGCCUUUUCAUACAGGUUUAUGGAAACUGAACACAACAGCAUUGUAUCAGUGCAUCAGAGACCAGGAAGUAAAACAAACCCUUUAUGUCCUAAAUUCUCCAUGCUGAGUGAAAUGCAAAAAGCAAACAUCGUUUAUGUGUAAAAAGUUAAUUAUGUUUUUUGAAAUUCUUCUAUUUUUAAUAAUCUUGCAAGUUAAAAAUGUUUUAACUUGACAGUGUCCCUUAAAAGUUUACAUUCUGUAUACUACUGACAUUAAUACAUUCUUAUUUAGACAAAUUUGCAAGAUGUUUAUUAUAGAUGUGAUUAGAAUGUAAUGAAUUGUAAAUGUUGACAAAAAAUGUAAAUUCCAUGCUCAGUAGCUUUGUAUACCUCCUUUGAUGUUAUAAUUUAUCAUGUAAAUGCAUAGAGCGAGUUGAGACACAAAAUUCCACAUAAGAGUAAAUUAAAAAUACCCAAAGUAGAUAUUCCAUGUUAUAGCUAGAUCUUCUUUAGUUAAAGCAUACUUUAGGUUAUACUAGCUUAGAAAUCAUUUUAAAUUGGUAAGUUUUAUUUUAUUUAUAUUUGAAUAAGUUAUUGACACUUAUUAAAAUAAGUAUUUAUUUAUGUAUUAGGCUCUAAUGCUUGUGUACUAAUGUUUAUAGAUAAAUUAUAAAGCUCUGAAAUGCAGAUAAGUUAGACAAUGACAGGGUUGCUUGACCUAUGCUUAUCAAACUGUUGGAAAGAGUCAUCUAACAUUUUUUCUGGAAAUUUGCAAGAUCUAUUUCAGUAUUCAUAGGAUCAAAAACUGUUCAGCAGUUUGAAUCCCUACCCUACCCUUAAAACAAAGCUUAUAAAAAUGCUUUUUUUUCCUGGCCCAGUGAAGAUGAAAAAUCCAUCCUGUCUCUCCAGAUCAGUGUUUCUCAACCUUUUUGAUAUCAAGGACCAUCUUGCUGAAAUCCUCAGCUGUGUCAAGGGAGAUCUCAGGGACUAGCGCUAGUUCACAGGCCGAUUGUUGAGAAACUACUCUAGAUGACAGCACAGUUGGUGAGGGCAGCCUGUCUCCCAAUUUGUUUUGUUCAGGGCUAGAGGAAGGAAAUGCAGGUUCAGCACCUCAGAAAAUGGGGUAUUGCAGUGGUGGUACUGUACACAAACUAGAGAUGGGAACGCUUGACCGAUUACCCAGUAAGAAUCACCCUUGCUGGGUGAUGGUUACUGGGUAACAAUUAACUAGUACCCAGCAAUAGGCAACCCCUCGCCCGCUCCCUUUUAAUCUGUUAACUUGUUAAACACUCUGUUUAACUGGUUAACCAAUUAAAUGGGAUUUUACAUCCCUGAUUGCAGACGAGCUCUAUCCUUCCACUGACUGUAACUCGCUGAGCACUUCUCAGGAUCUGGAGCCACAUGAGUGAAAUACUCUGGGUAAUACAAAUCCAUGAAUAGCCGUGUAGUAUAGAUGGAGAAUGGGCAAUGAGGGCAACGGGUCAUCUGACAACUUGGAAAAUUUGGAGAGCUGCUUUUUGAGGAUUGCCCUGUUUGUCUCAGCCAGAUCAUGGCUGUUUGCAUGCUGAUGGGAAGAGAAUUGUGCUGCAUCCCUGAGCAAUUAGAAGUAACUGUUGAGAUUGCUGAGGGCAUUUGAUAGGUAACGCAUUGAGGUGUUGUAAGCUUGGAAAGCCUUUCACAAAACUUUAUUUGAAGAUUGGAGACGAUUGUAGUCACUAGAUAUGGAUAUAGAUAGCUAUUACAAAGUCAGAGAUGCCAGGCCCAGUUUUCCUGUAAUUGUGUCUAGCUGUCUGCAGGCCAGAGGACUUUUGAAAAUAUAAAUGUUAAGGCUAAAGUUUAAAUAUCUCAGGUGAACAUAGGACUUCCCAUCUUACCAUCCUGUGGGAUUUUUUAACUUCUCUUGCUUAACUGUUUUAUUUUAAUCAAAACGUUUCAGUUCACCACAAAGGCUGCGUCUAGAUAGCAGUGCUAUUUCAGGAUACCAGAAUUGUUCCAAAGUAGCAACACCGCGUCUAUAAACCUGCCCGUUAUUUCAAAAUAGAUUUCAAAAUAAUGGGUGCACUAUUCUGGUGUCUCUGUAACUCUCGUUCCAUGAGGUUUAAGGGAUGUUUUGGAAUAGCGCUUUAUUUCAACCCACGGGUGCAGUUUAUGUGCACCCAAAUUCAGAGUCAGAUUCUGCUGUCAGUUUCUCGCAACUAGUGUAGUCACGUUAGUCUGACUACACUAGUUAUAAGGCAUUAUCAUUUGCCUCCAUGCCUAAUUUGCAUAUGAAUUAGAUAAAGAUACUUUCAUUUUUAAUGUUAGUUGCUCAUGUGCUCUUUUAUAUUAUGGCUGUGAACCUGAUAAAAUUCACAUUUUAAAAUAAUAGCUGGUGUAAAAAACAUGAAGCACCUGAUACAAUAUUGUCUAUUGAUUAUCCUAAUAUUUUUAAUUAAAAAUAGGUGUUGACAACUGGAAACAUAAAAAUAUUGCAAUAUAUUAGUUACUCAGAAGAGGGUGCUCUGCUAUUGAAAUUCAUGCCCUACUAUAGGAAAAGCAACACAGCAUUUUAGGAUGACAUAAAUUAUGAAUACAUGUAACUUCUUAGAGGCUUUCAUAACCCUGAUAAUUUGAAUAAAAUGUACAGAUAUGGAAAUAUAAAGAUAUUAAUUUAGCAAGCAUUCAGAGUAUUCACAAAGCAGUAAUUCUAAACUAUUUUGAGACUGCAUUGCAGUAUAUGCUAGUGUAAUUAAAGACUGGUCACUGCAUCUGUUAUAAAUCCUUUUCCUGGAUUUAUAGCCUACAAGUGAAAAUCUUUUGGAUGGGCUUAAACUUUCACACAAAGACUAGCUAUUGAGUGAAUUCUUUUUCUCCUCUCACAACCCCCUUAUUAAUCUUCGCAUUAUUUAUAUAUCUUUUUCUUAGAAUAAUUUAUAGAUCAGAGUAAAUUGGUGGGGGGAGGGGUGUUGACACAUGUCUGAUUUUAUUGACAUUUGGUCUUCUGCAGCCUGUUUUUAAAAGCAGUGUUCCUAGCCCAUAAGAUGGGUCCUACACCCUUUCUUUUUUCCUCUUGAAAUAAAAUAGUUGAGCUCUGAAAGUAGUUGCCAAUCACGUUUAUCUUUUUUUAUAAGAAAUUGUGCUACUUAUUGGCUGUGAUAUAUUCAUAACCUGGUAUUUAAUUGGUCAUGUGUUUACAGUGGAGUCCAGCAUAGCACCCAAAACUACCACAAUGGGUGAAUAAUAUGGUCCAAAUUCUCUUUUCCAAUGCACUGAGAAGGCUCCCAUUUUAAAUGGCCACACCAAAUUUAAAAUCACAAAUGUGUUUUGAACAUUUUUGUAAUCUACUAAUUGUUCUGGAUUGCAUUCACAUAAACUGGAGUCAUGGAUGCUAAUAUCUUUGAAAAACAGGCCCCUACUUAUUUUUCUCUGUUGGGCCCUAUUUAUAUUUUCACAUUGUAUCCUAUAAGAAUGUAAGUGAGAGAACCUGAUUUUGAUAACAGGAUGCAGACAACCAUGACUUUGCAAUCAUUGUACACAAGGUAAAUCUUAUUGCGCACCGUAUUAACAGACCAGGAUUAAGACCUAGUCCCAGCAAAGUCUAAUCCCAGUUAACUGUCAUGAUGAUGAUUAAAAUUUGUCAUGACUUCCAUUAACCAUAGUCAUGAUUAUCAGUACAGAUAUUAUGUUAAUUCACUUGAUUUUCACAAUUGUAUUAAGCUGCUCUAUUUUUUUCCACACAGCAACAAGGGAAAUAAAAAAAUAUUUGGUAAUGGUAAAACAUGAUAGUAAAAUGACUAAAAUUGAUGAGGGUACCUGGGCAGUUGUAAUUCUAGAAACGUCCUUCUAAUUCUUUUUGUGUGUUUGUGUAAUUAACUAGUUUUUCGGGUUUUGGUGUCCUUGUAAAUCAGAGCCAUUCUGACGUCAGUGGACAGUUCUGUGCUUAUAUUUAGAUUGCAUUUCAGUCAGGCAUUUUUCCCUGUGUAUGUAGACUUGUGUCCUGUGCUUUUUUUUGUUAUUGUGGUAUUAGGCAUGAUAUAUUUUAAUAAGUGUAGGUUCUACCUGGUAGUCCAGUGCACUUUUUUUCAGAGGACAGUAUUGACUAAGGAGAGAGUGCUGAUUAUUUCCAUUGGAUUUUAUGGUCUUUGCCCUGAAACCUUCAAAGACUUAUGAACUUGAUUUUUAGAGCAUAUGUUUUUAUAGGACCAGGACCUUGAUUUUUUUCACUCUAGCAAAGACAAUCAGCAAUGUGCUUACAGUGGUUUUCAUUUGGGUAAGCAAGCAAGUUGAGAUCCAAAAUAGCCUCCUUACAAAGUGCAAGUUAUUGUCUUAUAGCUGAAAAAAAAAGGUCUGUAGGUCUAUUGUUCCAUAGUUUUCAACAGCAUUAAAACUGUUAAUGUAAUACACGUUGACUUUGUAAAGAAUGUCCGGUUGUUGAAAAUGUACUGCUGUUACUUCAGAUAUAAGAGUAAUACAUUUAUGAAAUCCCCUGCUUUUAUUUUCCUAUUUCAUUCCACAGUGUGACUGCAGAUUUCUUUUUUUUUUAAACAGUCAACUAGAAAUAAUUAGAAUGAUUUUAGACUUAAAGGAGAUUAUGGUAGUGUUUUCAAUAGUGUGACUGAUCCUUCUGAACUUGAACUAUCCACUUUAAAAAAAUGCUCCAAUCUUGUUCUGAGGAACUGUAGCUGCUCCUACAGCACAGUGUAGGGUAACAGAACGCCAUUUGGUUGGUAUGAACAGUAUUCUCUCAUUCCAUAUGUUUAAGGUCCAAUCCUGCAAGCACUAAGUGCUGAAUAGUCACUGAUCUUAGGAUUGGGGUCUUUUGAGCUAGAUCUUCCGCUGGAGUAAAUCAGCAUAGUCCAUUGAACUAAGUGGCGCUAGGCUGACUUCCACCAGCUGUAAUGUUCUGGAAGUCUCAAUUACCUUUGUAAUUUAAAAUGAUCUUUUGCUUGUCUUUAACAUUGUCCUGUCUUCUGUGCCCACAAUAUCUAUGAUGGUCUUUACAUUUCCAAGUUCAGAGUUGUUAAUUUAAAAUAUUUGUAGCCAUCUGACAUAAAACUGAUUAUAGUAUUGACUCCUCUUUAAAGAGGAAAAGAAAACUACUGUUGUAAGGAUUUCAGUCUGUAUCUUCAAAGUUUACAUCCCUCAUUAUGUAUGUUUACGACUAACUCCUGUAGCUUGCAGAACUCUAGCCAUCUAAUCUUUAUAGAUGUUUUUAUAGUAAAACAGAUUUUUUUUAUUUUUGUAGCAUAUAUCUUCAGUAUGUAUAGCAGAAAUAACUAUUCAAAAACCAUAUUCUGAAUAUUGUAAAAAUGUGAAUUUCAAGAGCUUUAACUGUGAGUUAGCCAUAGUCACUUAAACAAUAUUUGUGAGAAAAUACCAGCAUGUUGAAGGUUUACAAAAGCCUGUUCUUUAGGUUAGAAAAAAUUCUGGUAUUGUAAUAUGUUUGUAGUCAAUGUGCACAUGCAGAUUCUAAAAUUGCACUAAAUAAGAAAAAAGAAGAGCUAUUUAUUAAUUCAAGCACUGGGUUAAAAUGCUGAAUUUCUAACAUUUUAGGGUUCUUUUUAUCCAGUAAAAGUGAUGUGUGGUUGGUUAGUUGUUUUCCCAUGGAAUAUUAAUAUGGGAAUCAAUUUAUUCAGAAACAUAAAUUGGGACAUCAUUUUGCAUAUUAAUAUGUGGCUAUCGUUCAGUAAAGUGUCCAGUAAUUAACAAAUGCCCAUUUAUCCACCACCACCUCUUCAAGCCCCCCUCCAAAAAAAAAGACAUUUUGUAUUCACAGCUGCAAAGUGUUUGAGUUCUUAUUUGUAAGAAAAAAUGACCAACCUGCUAGGGAUUGCACCUCCAAAGUAUCUUUAAAACGGUGGAAGAUAAACUUAUCUUUUUUAAUCCCCUCAUAGAAUUAGUUGCUCUUCUGCUUUCAAAAAAGAGUGAAUAAGCUGUGUGUGAAAUGGUAAAGUUUUAUACAAAAUUCUAGUCGUAAAAGUAAGGAACUAUUUUUUUUUCUUUUAAAAUAAUCUGUAUUCUUGCUAUACACAAGCAGCAAUGCAAUUUUGGAAAAAAAUAUGGUCAAACUUUUUGCUUUAUGUUUAUGCACUUUUUGGGUUUGAUCAUAUUCUCCUUAAGGAGACAGUACUCCCAUUGACUUGAAUGGGAGUUUUGCUGUCCUGAGGAAUAUAUGUUUGGUUGCUCCAACAGUGUGCUGACAAGUUUGGUUAAUCAUUGCAUACAAGUGUUGUGUAUUUUGUUGAGAAGUAAAAAAUAUUUGAGCAAGCUUCUGUUUGUAAGCAAUUGUAAAUUCAAAGUAAUUCUAGGGAAGUCAGCAGAACUCCAUUGAUUUCAGUGGAGUUAUUCAGAUUUACAUUGGUCAGUUUCAUGCCCUGCUUGUUUUUAUGACUUAGAAGAUAUGCAGAAAGGAAUACUUUUGAAAGGAUGACUUCAUAUUUGUUUUAGAUUAAAACUGUUUUCAUACCACUGAUUCUGUUGCUGAAUUUCCUAAAGCCUCUUUCUGAUGUCUUGUUGAUCUGUAUUGUAUUUCUCUGUAUAAACUAGAUUGAAGAAAAUGUGUGUGGAUUAAAACAUUUGAAACUGU